AUGUCAAAUCUGGGAGGAGAUGCAGAAGCGUAUUCAAGAUUUAAGAAAUAUGAAUACAGGGCAAAUUCGAGUCUAAUUCUCACCAUAGAUUCACGCCCUAGGGAUACACAUGAGCCCACUAGGGAGCCAGAGUCUCUCUACGGUAAAAUUGAUCCAAAAUCAUUUGGUGACCGUGUUGCCAGGGGAAGACCUCCUGAGCUUGAUGAGAAGCUGAAGAAAUCUUCAAAGCGGAAAAAGGAGAGGGAGCUACUCUCUGAGCAGGCAUCAUCAACAAAUGGGGAUGGUCUUGAUAAUGAAGUGGGUGUUGCAGUGGAAUUUGAGGAAAAUGAUGAUGAUGAUGAUGAUGAUAGUGAUUUAGGUUCGGUACAGGAUGAGGAGGAGGAGGAUGAAGAUCUUGCUGAAGCGUGUUCUUCAGAGGAAUCCAAAGAUUUUACAAAGUUCAAUCUGGAAGAGCUAGCUGGUUCCCUUAUAACUCACGAAUUACAUCUGGGGACAACAGACAGUUCUCGAAACAACGGAUUGGCUCUGACAGCAGCUGAUCAAGAAGAGUCAGAAUGUGAUGAAGAGGAGGCUGCCAAUACUGAUCAGUUCAUCAAAGAUUGCCCUAUGUGGAAAAACGAAAAGGGCAAGGAAAAGGCAAGGGAAAUAGGAAGACUACCAACCAAAAGAAAUCUUAAUAAAACCGACUUUUGCAAAGCCAUGAUUGCUGUAUGGGGAGAAUCCGAGAGUGAUGCAGAGAUAGAAAACCCCGAAGAAGAAGAAAAAACUAAUUUAUGUCUCAUGGCCUCACACGAGAGUAAGAAUGAGAAGUCCAAAGGAAAGGAGGUAAAGUCUUCUAAUUUAUUUCCUAACCAUCUGUUUAAAUUAAAUAGAUAUAAAUUAAUUGAGUUGCUUAUGGAGGCACAUGAUAAAUUGAAAGAAAGUAAUGAUAAAUGUCUCCAACUUCUCGACAGUGGGAGUGACACAAGAGACACUGUUCUAGAAGGGAUCCGAAAAGGAAACACUUAUGUUGUAGAUAUCAACACUGUUCCCAACUCGAGUCUAACUUGCCUUAGUGUCAUAGAGGAAGAUCCUCUUCUUUGGCACAAACAUGAUGAAGAUUUAACUAAAGAGCAAAAUCAAAGAACUGUAGGAGAACAGCUGAUUCAAGAACAAACCAAAGUACCAGACGAAACAGAACAACAAGUAAAUGAGGACCAGCAAGCCGUUCCCAAUCCAUCUUUUCUCAAAAAUGAGCAAACUGAUCCAGUUGAAGCUGAGUAG
This is a messenger RNA of Amaranthus tricolor (Joseph's coat), 1263 nucleotides long. RefSeq lists its product as uncharacterized. The record is from RefSeq and is a predicted model, not a curated record. Bases 1 to 1263 code for a protein of 420 amino acids. Lineage: Eukaryota; Viridiplantae; Streptophyta; Magnoliopsida; Caryophyllales; Amaranthaceae. The transcript is spliced from 5 exons.